GAUCCCUCCCCGUCCUCCAGGAUCCAAUGGCCUUGGAGAGAGGGCUGCAGGGCACACAGACACUGCUGACUCUUCAGAACAUGCCGACAUGGAGCCAGGUAGACUGAAAUUACCAUGUGUCCAAAUUAAAAUUGCAUACUUCAAGGAUUAUUUGAAGGACUAUUCUUAGACUCUUUUAAGAAGAUUUAAAGAAAAAUCGCUCGGCCCUGAGCGCGGCGAGGACCCUGUUCGUGGAUGUGGAGGGGCGCGGGCCGGAGGCCAUGGACGUGAAGGAGAGGAAGCCGUACCGCUCGCUGACGCGGCGCCGCUACCCCAGCUCGCCCGCGGACGGCGAGGAGGCCAAAGCCCCGCAGAAGUCCUACAGCUCCAGCGAGACCCUGAAGGCCUACGACCAGGACGCCCGCCUGGCCUACGGCAGCCGCGUCAAGGACAUGGUGCCGCAGGAGGCCGAGGAGUUCUGCCGCGCAGGAGCCAACUUCACCCUGCGGGAGCUGGGGCUGGGAGAAGUGACACCCCCUCAUGGGACCCUGUACCGGACUGACAUCGGCCUCCCCCACUGCGGCUACUCCAUGGGGGCCGGCUCUGACGCUGACAUGGAGGCUGACACCGUGCUGUCCCCUGAGCACCCCGUGCGGCUGUGGGGCCGGAGCACACGGUCAGGGCGCAGCUCCUGCCUGUCCAGCCGGGCCAACUCCAACCUCACGCUCACGGACACUGAGCACGAGAACACUGAGACUGAUCACCCCGGCGGCCUGCAGAACCACCCGCGGCUCCGGACGCCGCCCCCGCCGCUGUCGCACGCCCACACCCCCAGCCAGCACCACGCCGCCUCCAUUAACUCCCUGAACCGGGGCAACUUCACGCCGAGGAGCAACCCCAGCCCAGCGCCCACCGACCACUCGCUGUCCGGAGAGGCCCCCGCCGGCGGCGCCCCGGAGCCCGCCCACGCCCAGGACAACUGGCUGCUCAACAGCAACAUCCCCCUGGAGACCAGAAACCUAGGCAAGCAGCCAUUCCUAGGGACAUUGCAGGACAACCUCAUUGAGAUGGACAUUCUCGGCGCCUCCCGCCAUGAUGGGGCUUACAGUGACGGGCACUUCCUCUUCAAGCCUGGAGGCACCUCCCCGCUCUUCUGCACCACAUCACCAGGGUACCCGCUGACGUCCAGCACGGUGUACUCCCCUCCGCCCCGGCCCCUGCCCCGCAGCACCUUUGCCCGGCCGGCCUUCAACCUCAAGAAGCCCUCCAAGUACUGUAACUGGAAGUGCGCAGCCCUCAGCGCCAUCGUCAUCUCGGCCACGCUGGUCAUCCUGCUGGCGUACUUUGUGGCCAUGCACCUGUUUGGCCUAAACUGGCACCUGCAGCCGAUGGAGGGGCAGAUGUAUGAGAUCACGGAGGACACAGCCAGCAGUUGGCCUGUGCCAACGGACGUCUCCCUGUACCCCUCAGGGGGCACUGGCUUAGAGACCCCUGACAGGAAAGGCAAAGGAGCCGCAGAAGGAAAGCCCAGUAGUUUCUUUCCAGAGGACAGUUUUAUAGACUCUGGAGAAAUCGAUGUGGGAAGACGAGCAUCACAGAAGAUUCCUCCUGGCACUUUCUGGAGAUCUCAGGUGUUCAUAGACCAUCCUGUGCAUCUGAAAUUCAAUGUGUCGCUGGGAAAGGCAGCUCUGGUUGGCAUUUAUGGCAGAAAAGGCCUUCCUCCUUCACAUACACAGUUUGAUUUUGUGGAACUUCUGGAUGGAAGGAGGCUCCUGGCCCAGGAGGCACGGAGCCUGGAGGGACCCCAGCGCCAGUCUCGGGGAGUGGUCCCCCCCUCCAGCCAUGAGACCGGCUUCAUCCAGUAUUUGGAUUCAGGAAUCUGGCACUUGGCUUUUUACAAUGACGGGAAGGAGUCCGAAGUGGUUUCCUUUCUCACCACUGCCAUCGAAUCGGUGGAUAACUGCCCCAGCAACUGCUAUGGCAACGGCGACUGCAUCUCUGGGACCUGCCACUGCUUCCUGGGUUUCCUGGGCCCUGACUGCGGCAGAGCCUCCUGCCCUGUGCUCUGUAGUGGGAAUGGCCAGUACAUGAAGGGCCGGUGCCUGUGCCACAGCGGCUGGAAGGGCACCGAGUGUGAUGUGCCCACCAACCAGUGCAUCGACGUGGCCUGCAGCAACCAUGGCACCUGCAUCAUGGGCACCUGCAUCUGCAACCCCGGCUACAAGGGCGAGAGCUGCGAGGAAGUGGACUGCAUGGACCCCACGUGUUCGGGCCGGGGUGUCUGUGUGAGAGGCGAGUGCCACUGCUCCGUGGGGUGGGGAGGCACCAACUGCGAGACCCCCAGAGCCACAUGCUUAGACCAAUGUUCAGGCCACGGAACCUUCCUCCCGGACACCGGACUUUGCAGCUGUGACCCGAGCUGGACUGGACAUGACUGUUCUAUCGAGAUCUGCGCUGCUGACUGCGGAGGCCACGGCGUCUGUGUAGGGGGCACCUGCCGCUGCGAGGACGGCUGGAUGGGGUCCGCCUGCGACCAGCGGGCCUGCCACCCGCGCUGUGCCGAGCACGGGACCUGCCGCGACGGCAAGUGCGAGUGCAGCCCCGGCUGGAAUGGCGAGCACUGCACCAUCGAGGGUUGCCCUGGGUUGUGCAAUGGUAAUGGCAGAUGUACCCUGGACCUGAACGGGUGGCACUGCGUCUGCCAGCUGGGCUGGAGAGGAGCAGGAUGUGACACCUCCAUGGAAACCACCUGCGGUGACAGCAAAGACAAUGAUGGAGAUGGCUUGGUGGACUGCAUGGACCCUGACUGCUGCCUCCAGCCCCUCUGUCAUGUCAACCCGCUGUGCCUGGGCUCCCCUGACCCUCUGGACAUCAUCCAGGAGACACAGGUCCCUGUGUCCCAGCAGAACCUACACUCCUUCUAUGACCGAAUCAAGUUCCUCGUGGGCAGGGACAGCACGCACAUCAUCCCUGGGGAGAACCCCUUUGAUGGAGGGCAUGCAUGUGUUAUUCGUGGUCAAGUGAUGACAUCAGAUGGGACCCCUCUGGUUGGUGUGAACAUCAGUUUCGUCAAUAACCCUCUCUUUGGAUAUACAAUCAGCAGGCAAGAUGGCAGCUUCGACUUGGUCACAAAUGGCGGCAUCUCCAUCAUCCUGCGGUUCGAGCGGGCCCCUUUCAUCACGCAGGAGCACACCCUCUGGCUGCCGUGGGAUCGCUUCUUUGUCAUGGAAACCAUCAUCAUGCGACAUGAGGAGAACGAGAUUCCCAGCUGCGACCUGAGCACCUUCGCCCGCCCCAACCCCGUGGUCUCUCCAUCCCCCCUGACGUCUUUUGCCAGCUCCUGUGCAGAGAAGGGCCCCAUCGUGCCAGAAAUCCAGGCUUUGCAGGAGGAGAUCGCCAUCUCUGGCUGCAAGAUGAGGCUGAACUACCUGAGCAGCCGGACCCCUGGCUACAAGUCUGUCUUGAGGAUCAGCCUCACGCACCCCACCAUCCCCUUCAACCUCAUGAAGGUCCACCUCAUGGUGGCGGUGGAGGGCCGCCUCUUCAGGAAGUGGUUUGCUGCAGCCCCAGACCUGUCCUAUUACUUCAUCUGGGACAAGACCGAUGUCUACAACCAGAAGGUGUUUGGGCUCUCAGAAGCCUUCGUUUCCGUGGGUUAUGAGUAUGAAUCCUGCCCGGAUCUGAUCCUAUGGGAAAAAAGAACAGCAGUGCUGCAGGGCUAUGAAAUCGACGCCUCCAAGCUGGGAGGAUGGAGCCUAGACAAACAUCAUGCCCUCAACAUCCAAAGUGGCAUCCUGCACAAAGGGAACGGGGAGAACCAGUUCGUGUCUCAGCAGCCCCCCGUCAUCGGGAGCGUCAUGGGCAACGGGCGCCGGAGAAGCAUCUCUUGCCCCAGCUGCAAUGGCCUUGCUGACGGCAACAAGCUCCUGGCCCCGGUGGCCCUCACCUGUGGCUCCGACGGGAGCCUCUACGUGGGUGACUUCAACUAUAUCCGAAGGAUCUUCCCCUCUGGGAACGUCACCAACAUCCUGGAGUUGAGAAAUAAAGAUUUCAGACAUAGUCACAGUCCAGCGCAUAAGUACUACCUGACCACAGACCCCAUGAGCGGGGCUGUCCUCCUUUCUGACACCAACAGCCGGCGGGUCUUUAAGAUCAAGUCCACCAUGGUGGUGAAGGACCUUGUCAAGAACUCUGAGGUGGUUGCGGGGACAGGUGACCAGUGCCUCCCCUUUGAUGACACUCGCUGUGGGGAUGGUGGGAAGGCCACGGAAGCCACACUCACCAACCCCAGGGGCAUUACGGUGGACAAGUUCGGGCUGAUCUACUUUGUGGAUGGCACCAUGAUCAGACGCAUUGAUCAGAACGGGAUCAUCUCCACCCUGCUGGGCUCCAAUGAUCUGACAUCAGCCCGGCCCCUCAGCUGUGAUUCUGUCAUGGAUAUUUCUCAGGUUCGCCUGGAGUGGCCCACAGACUUAGCCAUCAACCCAAUGGACAACUCACUUUAUGUCCUUGACAACAACGUGGUCCUGCAAAUCUCUGAAAACCACCAGGUACGCAUUGUCGCUGGGAGGCCCAUGCACUGCCAAGUCCCCGGCAUUGACCACUUCUUGCUGAGCAAGGUGGCCAUCCAUGCAACCCUGGAGUCAGCAACCGCUUUGGCAGUUUCACACAAUGGGGUGCUGUAUAUUGCUGAGACUGACGAGAAAAAGAUCAAUCGCAUCAGGCAGGUCACCACUAGUGGAGAGAUCUCACUCGUUGCUGGGGCCCCCAGUGGCUGUGAUUGUAAAAAUGAUGCCAACUGUGAUUGUUUCUCUGGAGACGAUGGUUAUGCCAAGGAUGCAAAGCUGAAUACCCCUUCUUCCUUGGCUGUGUGUGCGGAUGGGGAGCUCUAUGUGGCUGACCUUGGGAAUAUCCGAAUUCGGUUUAUCCGAAAGAACAAGCCUUUCCUCAACACCCAGAACAUGUAUGAGCUGUCCUCACCAAUCGACCAGGAGCUCUACCUGUUUGAUACCAGUGGCAAGCACCUGUACACCCAGAGUCUUCCCACAGGAGACUACCUGUACAACUUCACCUAUACCGGGGACGGUGACGUCACACUCAUCACAGACAACAAUGGCAACAUGGUUAAUGUCCGCCGAGACUCUACCGGGAUGCCCCUCUGGCUGGUGGUCCCAGAUGGCCAGGUAUACUGGGUGACCAUGGGCACCAACAGUGCACUCAAGAGUGUAACCACACAAGGACACGAGUUGGCCAUGAUGACAUACCAUGGCAACUCUGGCCUUCUGGCAACCAAAAGCAAUGAAAAUGGAUGGACAACAUUUUACGAGUAUGACAGCUUUGGCCGCCUGACAAAUGUGACUUUCCCUACUGGCCAGGUGAGCAGUUUCCGCAGUGACACAGACAGUUCAGUGCAUGUCCAGGUAGAGACCUCAAGCAAGGAUGAUGUCACCAUAACCACCAACCUGUCUGCCUCAGGUGCCUUCUACACACUGCUGCAAGACCAAGUCCGGAACAGCUACUACAUCGGGGCUGAUGGCUCCCUGCGGCUGCUGCUGGCCAAUGGCAUGGAGGUGGCACUGCAGACCGAGCCCCACCUGCUGGCUGGCACCGUCAACCCCACUGUGGGCAAGAGGAACGUCACCCUGCCCAUCGACAACGGCCUCAACCUGGUGGAGUGGCGGCAGCGCAAGGAGCAGGCUCGGGGCCAGGUCACCGUCUUUGGGCGCCGGCUGCGGGUUCACAACCGAAACCUUCUAUCUCUGGACUUUGACCGCGUGACUCGCACGGAGAAGAUCUAUGAUGACCACCGCAAGUUCACCCUUCGGAUCCUGUACGACCAGGCGGGCCGGCCCAGCCUCUGGUCACCCAGCAGCAGGCUGAACGGUGUCAACGUGACAUACUCCCCUGGUGGCCACAUUGCCGGCAUCCAGAGGGGCAUCAUGUCUGAGAGGAUGGAAUACGACCAGGCGGGACGCGUCACGUCCAGGAUCUUCGCCGAUGGAAAGACGUGGAGCUACACAUACUUAGAGAAGUCCAUGGUGCUGCUGCUUCACAGCCAGAGGCAGUAUAUCUUUGAGUUCGACAAGAACGACCGCCUCUCUUCUGUGACCAUGCCCAACGUGGCCCGGCAGACACUGGAGACCAUGCGCUCCGUGGGCUACUACAGGAACAUCUACCAGCCACCCGAGGGCAAUGCCUCAGUCAUACAGGACUUCACUGAGGAUGGGCACCUCCUCCACACCUUCUACCUGGGCACCGGCCGCAGGGUGAUAUACAAGUAUGGCAAGCUGUCGAAGCUGGCCGAGACGCUGUACGACACCACCAAGGUGAGCUUCACCUAUGACGAGACGGCGGGCAUGCUGAAGACCAUCAACCUGCAGAACGAGGGCUUCACCUGCACCAUCCGCUACCGUCAGAUUGGGCCCCUGAUCGACCGGCAGAUCUUCCGCUUUACCGAGGAGGGCAUGGUCAACGCCCGUUUUGACUACAACUACGACAACAGCUUCCGGGUGACCAGCAUGCAGGCCGUGAUCAACGAGACCCCGUUGCCCAUUGAUCUUUAUCGCUAUGAUGACGUGUCAGGCAAGACAGAGCAGUUCGGGAAGUUCGGUGUCAUCUACUAUGACAUUAACCAGAUCAUUACCACGGCAGUCAUGACCCACACCAAGCACUUUGACGCGUACGGCAGGAUGAAGGAAGUGCAGUACGAGAUUUUCCGCUCACUCAUGUACUGGAUGACUGUCCAGUAUGAUAACAUGGGGCGCGUGGUGAAGAAGGAGCUGAAGGUGGGACCCUACGCCAACACCACCCGCUACUCUUACGAGUACGAUGCUGACGGCCAGCUGCAGACAGUCUCCAUCAAUGACAAGCCACUCUGGCGCUAUAGCUAUGACCUCAAUGGGAACCUCCACCUACUGAGCCCUGGGAACAGCGCACGGCUCACGCCACUGCGCUAUGACCUCCGUGAUCGCAUCACUAGGCUGGGUGAUGUGCAGUACAAGAUGGAUGAGGACGGCUUCCUGAGGCAGCGGGGUGGUGACGUCUUUGAGUACAACUCAGCUGGCCUGCUCAUCAAGGCGUACAACCGGGCUGGUGGCUGGAGUGUCAGGUACCGCUACGAUGGCCUGGGGCGGCGGGUGUCCAGCAGGAGCACCCACAGCCACCACCUGCAGUUCUUCUAUGCAGACCUGACCAGCCCCACCAAGGUCACCCACCUCUACAACCAUUCCAGCUCUGAGAUCACGUCCCUCUACUACGACCUGCAAGGACACCUCUUUGCCAUGGAGCUGAGCAGCGGUGACGAGUUUUACAUAGCUUGUGACAACAUCGGGACCCCUCUCGCUGUCUUCAGUGGAACAGGCUUGAUGAUCAAGCAGAUCCUGUACACAGCCUACGGGGAGAUCUACAUGGAUACCAACCCCAACUUCCAGAUCAUCAUCGGCUACCAUGGGGGUCUCUACGAUCCACUCACCAAGCUCGUCCACAUGGGCCGCCGGGAUUAUGAUGUGCUGGCUGGGCGGUGGACCAGCCCAGACCACGAGCUGUGGAAGCACCUGAGUAGCAACAACAUCAUGCCUUUCAACCUCUAUAUGUUUAAGAACAACAAUCCUAUCAGCAACUCUCAGGACAUCAAGUGCUUCAUGACAGAUGUCAACAGCUGGCUGCUUACCUUUGGAUUCCAGCUGCACAACGUGAUCCCUGGCUAUCCCAAACCCGACUUGGAUGCCAUGGAACCAUCCUACGAGCUCGUCCAAACCCACAUGAAAACUCAGGAAUGGGACAACAGCAAGUCCAUCCUUGGGGUACAGUGUGAAGUGCAGAAGCAGCUCAAGGCCUUCGUCACCUUAGAACGCUUUGACCAGCUCUAUGGCUCCACAGUCACCAGCUGCCAGCAGGCCCCAGAGACGAAGAAGUUUGCAUCCAGUGGCUCAGUCUUUGGCAAAGGGGUCAAGUUUGCCUUGAAGGACGGCCGAGUGACCACAGACAUCAUCAGUGUGGCCAACGAGGACGGGCGUAGGGUUGCUGCCAUCUUGAACAAUGCCCAUUACCUAGAGAACCUGCACUUCACCAUUGAUGGGGUGGACACCCACUACUUUGUGAAGCCAGGGCCUUCCGAAGGCGACCUGGCCAUCCUGGGCCUCAGCGGGGGGCGGCGAACCCUGGAGAAUGGGGUCAACGUCACCGUGUCCCAGAUCAACACUAUGCUCAACGGCAGGACUAGACGCUACACAGACAUCCAGCUGCAGCACGGGGCACUGUGCUUGAAUACCCGCUACGGGACGACGCUGGAUGAGGAGAAGGCGCGGGUGCUGGAGCUGGCGCGCCAGAGGGCCGUGCGCCAGGCGUGGGCCCGCGAGCAGCAGAGACUGCGGGAAGGGGAGGAGGGCCUGCGGGCCUGGACAGAGGGGGAGAAGCAGCAGGUGCUGAGCACAGGGCGAGUGCAAGGCUAUGACGGCUUCUUCGUGAUCUCCGUCGAGCAGUACCCAGAACUGUCAGACAGCCCCAACAACAUCCACUUCAUGAGACAGAGCGAGAUGGGCCGAAGGUGACAGAAAGGGCCAAGGCCUGGACUUCUUGCCAAAGACAGCUACUCUUUUGUGGCCGCAUACCUGACUGUGUUGUACUUUAAAAAAAAAAAAUCCUUUUUUUAACAAGUGCAGAAAACAAACAAAAAGAUACUGGUUGCAUUGUAAUUCAUGCAACAUCCUUUUUUUUUUAAGAAAAGAAAAACACAAAUUUGGCCUUCACACAUUUUUUGCAAAGAACAGAAGGUAUUUUUUUUCUCUGUAGUGUGAUCACAAUGAAAACUUUAUUGUCUUUUGUUCCCUUUUUCCUAGAGGAUUUUUCCUUGUUGUUUGGGGUACGUUUCUCCUCUCUGAGACACACCUCCUGGGGUGUGUCCCCGUCCGUCCCUAGGUACCCAGUGUGAUGUGAGACACGAGUGUCUGUGCUGACUUGUCUCAUGUGCAACCCUUUCUUCUUCGAUUGGGGGCGGGCAGGGGUGAGGGGUGCAGAUGGUGAUGGGCCAGUACAACACCCCCUCCAAGGGGGCCCGCGAGGAGGGUCGGUAGACCUGAGGCUCUCUGGCUAAGCUCCCACGGAUAAGUGGUGGGUUUUUACUCACUGCGUUCUGUGCCUCCAGAGGACCACAAAUGGCAUCAUCUUGCUCCGGGGAAUUUCAUGAUGUCAUUCAGCACCUUUUUCAAGCUGCCCCAAACUCCUGUCCAAGCUUUAUAUUUGAUGCUAAAUGAAACCCCCUUCCCCUUUUGCAAAUCCUGUGUAGUUGUCGGUGCCACCUCCAUGCUGGGAUAGAGAAAGUGUCUCCCAGGUCCUUUCCCCCAGUGUGGUGACAUAACAUCCUGGGGCCAAGAGCCCCAUCCUCCCCAGGACGGGGAAGCUCCCAGGAUGUCUGUGCUUAGUUGCUCUUCCAUGAAGUUCCUUUUCAUCUCCUCCUCUGUCCCAAAGCCAGAUGUGAGAACCAGCACUGCACGCCAAGCCCUCAAUGUGGGCACCAUGUCCAGGGACGGGAAGGCCACCCAUGCAAAGGGAUGGCAGUGGUGGCAAGGGUACAACCUGCCUUCUGAGGGGAAUCCCUCUCCCUGUGACUUUGGUAUCUUCCCUCCACUGCUCAGUUGCCACCACUGAUAAACAGGAGUGUGGCAGGAGGUUCUUGGGGGCCUUUGAUUCUGGAAAGAUGCUUAAGAAAAAAAGUCAGCCAAAGAGAGGAAGGUGUGAGCCAAGCAUCCUUCUAACCAGCUCCUGAAGUCCCCUCUGCCUCUCGUGUACAGGUGCAUUGUAGAGCUGGGAUGCAGCAGGAUGAGCUUGCAGGAAAUUCCUGAAGUUCUCCUAGAACAGCUUCACCUCUAGAGAAGCCCAGUAAAAGAUAAGGAGAAGGGAGGGAGAGCUGAACUGGUGUGGCCUGCCCAUGUCAUGCCAGCCCGCCAGGCUCAGGGGCAGUUCCCAAAGCGGGUGCCCAUGGAUCUGGGAGGCCAGGCUGGCAUGGUUCUCGCGAAGACCUGUGCCUGUGUCAUCGGGAAGAGGCCUGAGCCCCCUCAGGAGUGAGGACAGCCCCCACCUGAGGGCAGGGAGAGGAACAGCAAGAGCGAGGGCUCCUUAUUCAAGGAUUCCAUUCCUGGUUCAUCUGCCUGAUUGCCAUUGUCAUUACUACUCACAGGAGGCUCUGGGAGACAGGAGGAGAAGCCAAAUGCUUCCUUUUAAGCUGGGCUUCUUAGAAAAUGGGACUUUUAUGGGUUACAUUUACAUUAAGUGUGGAAAAUGAAUUCUGAGUCUGAGCUAUUCCCUGUGGAAACCUUGUUGGACUGAUAAGCUCAUGGCACCUUUAUAGCCUUAUUCACAGAGUCUCCAGAAUAUUACACGAGUUAAUGAAACCAAGAAGGUCUCUUGCUGCAUGAGAAUUGGAGCAGCGUGUGGUCUGAGUUCUGCUGGCGGAGGGAGGCAUCCAGAGCUUCUCGGGGCGCGGAGAUUUCGCCUUACAUCCUCCCACUGGGAUUAAGGAUGUGUUUCGCUAAGUGCUCUUCCUGUUUCCAAAAAAAGUCACACUGCCCCAACAGUGUGCCUCAGCCUGUCUGUCACUGGUUGCCGGUCGCCUCUGGUCCAGAGCUCUGCUGAGUCAGAUACGGGGCCCUCAGGCCCGCCAUGCGUGGCAUGAGCUGGGAUGGGGGCGCCUAUCUGGCAAGAUCGUUUUUGGAUGGGAUGGAAAGGAGUUUGGCCUGAAGAACACAGUGUUUUUUAAUUGGAAAGAGACUUAUGCCUCUCAAAAUGUACUCUUGAUAUAAAGGGGCCUUGGGCAGAGCUCUCCUGCCCGGUUGAUCAGCCCCAUCCUGGCUGCCUGACAUCAGUGAGGAUCCGCUGGGGACGUAUACGCGGGGGUCAGAGGAAGCAUGUGGUCCAGGGGAACCAUCUCGCUCCAUUCUCCACCCCUCUGUCCCUCCUCCACUGCCCCUGCCCCAAACGAAUAGUGUGGACUUUUAAGAAUCAAACACACAGAAUUAUUGGACAUCCGUUUUUCUGAAAGGAAUGAUCUUGUAUUUUUCCUGGGCUACAUUCCACCGCAGAGGCCCAGCUUCCGUAGGGGAGAGGUUGAAGGAUCCCCAGGCUUCAGAGAAAGGAUCUCAGUUGUGGAACAGGCAGCGCUAUGCACCUCACUUCACCUGGGUGCUGCUGUACUGGAGAUGGCACUUCUGGCCCUGGCCCUUCUCAGCUGGUUCCCGUUCGGGCUGGCAGGCAGCUCAGUGCCUCCCCUCUCAGUCUGUCCUCCUGCUGAGACCACAGUUCCAAUCCCAUGGUGAGGGGGAGUUCCAAGGCCUAAACCAGAGUUUCCUGCAUGUACUUAGCAGGCUGCAAGCAUCAACCCCAAUGCUGAUGCCACCUGCCCUUUGGGCACUAACCAGCCAAAGACUGUCCAUUUGUGAGCGUGACCAGCCCUCCCUCACUGGCCUGGGUUCUUGACCACACAGGAUGUUGGCCUCUGACCCUAGCAGAAGGUCCACUUUAGAAUAGUUCCUGCCUUCUCUCCUGCCCUACACAGCUGCCAAUCGGCCCCUCAUCCUCAGUCCCUUUGCUGCUCCCUUGGAAAGGACUUUACCGAUUCCCCAACUUUGUUUUUCACAGGGGAUUUCCUUUUUCCCUCCCUCCAAACAGACAUCACUGGCGGGCAGAGCUGGGACAACAGGAAGAAAGGGAAGGAACUCCAUGGUAAACUGCACCUUUGUUAGCCUCUGACCUUUGUCUCUCAGAAUUGUUGGCUGAGAAUUAACCCAAGGACCACACCAGUGCCCGAUUUCCACUUAGGGGUGGAGGAUUUGAAACAAUCUAAAAAAACUGAGUGGAAGGUGAGAGUGGCCAGGAGGUGUGCUUUCAGACAGUCAGGGUGGGGCACCAGCAGAAGGUGACGGCCAGGGCAGGGAGGUGAGUCGAACUGGGCAGUGUUUUGUAGACACAGAACAAGGAAUAAGAAUUUUUAAAAUGAAGAAGAAAGGACCUUUUCUGCUGUGACUUUUAAGUAUCACCUUUAUAGAUGGCAGGGGUUUCCGUUAUGCAAAGACAAGGCUUUCCAUGUGAAAUCUUAGAAUGCAGUUUUACCAUUUGCAGCCUUAUAUUUGCAGUGGCCAAGUGGUGAGGGCGGUGACGCUGAGCUUUGUGCCCAGGAGGAAUGAGCUUGCGAGCACGCGGCAGGGUCCUGGGCUUUGGGAUUUGGUCACCAGAUGUUCAAAGUCCAGUCCAUUCUCCACUCCUCACAGCAGCCACUAAGCCUAGGAGCUGGUCCCAGUCCUGGUCAAGGGACCCACCUCCUGAGGGGUCCCAGAAAGAACCCAGGUUCUCCUUUCCCUUGGGAUCUUCAUUAGGACAAAAAGCCCUCCAUUCUAGGCACACAGUUCCCAGCUAGGUUUACACACUUGCCUCUAUUUUAUGGGAGGGGAGGGGAUUUGAAAAAGAACUCUGCAGUUCAAGGCCCUUUCAUUUAACCUUCCAAAAACAGCAAACUCAUUUUAAAGACUCAUUGCUCAGGUGAUAGAGAGAAACUUUAUCCUCUCCAACCUUUACAUUCUCAAAAACCAGCCUUGUGUACUUGACUGCCCCAGAGAGUGGUGAGCUCUUAGGUUUCAUUAUGAAUGUGCAAGAUCAGAGUGGGGGAGGCCUGGGCGUGGGCCAGUGUUGUGUUUCUUACCCCCUCUGGAAUGCCAAAGGCAUGAUACUGGGUGACCUCUUGGUCUCCCAGAAAAUGUGAUUUAUUCUGAGGGCAAACUGCCAAGGGAGGACUAACCCUCGGGCAGGCUCAGCUAUCCUGGCAGAAGCUGAGUCACAGGUGUCUGGCGGUGCCCCAGCAGCCCUGGAUUCACCCGACGCCAGAAUCCCACUUUUCUAAAUCUGCCCGUUGUUCUGAGGACUUCUGAACCCGCAGCUUCGGCAAAAGGACUUUGUACCAAGCUGCCUCUGGACGACCAACACUGGAGACUCUGGCCUUACCAUGUGGAAAUAGUUUUCCUGAAGUCUGGAACUAAUUUUGAGAAGUUUUUUUCUCAACACUUUUGUGUUUCUAACACUGUAUCUUGACUGUGUAAAUACCAACAAGGCUGUAAAUAAAUGCAGAUGUAGAUACCUUCUAGAAAAAAAGAAAAAAACAUAAAAACAAAACCAGAAGUGAUCCUGUGUAGCCUUCGUUGACAAAUAAAAGACUAUUUUGUGUUUAAA
Lemur catta (Ring-tailed lemur) is the source of this 13191-nucleotide messenger RNA. RefSeq names its product teneurin transmembrane protein 4 (gene TENM4). Gene Ontology annotation, biological process: heterophilic cell-cell adhesion; neuron development; signal transduction. Gene Ontology annotation, molecular function: cell adhesion molecule binding; protein heterodimerization activity; protein homodimerization activity. The record is from RefSeq and is a predicted model, not a curated record. Gene Ontology annotation, cellular component: membrane; neuron projection. Lineage: Eukaryota; Metazoa; Chordata; Mammalia; Primates; Lemuridae.